Messenger RNA from Triplophysa dalaica, 3154 nucleotides. It is a transcript of the gene etnk1, whose product is annotated as ethanolamine kinase 1. The coding region runs from base 128 to 1228 and encodes 366 amino acids. Gene Ontology annotation, molecular function: ethanolamine kinase activity. Lineage: Eukaryota; Metazoa; Chordata; Actinopteri; Cypriniformes; Nemacheilidae. The record is from RefSeq and is a predicted model, not a curated record. Gene Ontology annotation, biological process: phosphatidylethanolamine biosynthetic process. The transcript is spliced from 9 exons. Gene Ontology annotation, cellular component: cytoplasm.
GGCGUAACCGCGCAGAACCUGAGCUCAAAUCCGCACCCUGCUUUACUUCGUCGCAUUCAUUGAAUCUUACACGCCGUCGCACAGACCUUGCAAAUCCUUACAACAUUUAAAGCAAUCGUUAGCAGCAAUGGCCAACUACAUCCACGUUCCCGAAAGCGCGCCGCUUGUUCCCAAAUUAGACGUGACGGUGGACGAGCACGAUUUCAGAGCCGGAGCGUUGAAAUUGAUUAAGACGCUCAGACCCCAAUGGAAACCUUCGGAGGUCAAAAUGAAGUUUUUCACAGACGGCAUUACGAACAAGCUGAUCGGCUGUUAUGUCGGCAGCUCCAUGAAGGAAGUGGUCCUGGUACGCGUCUACGGGCAUAAGACGGAGCUGUUUGUGGACCGUGAGAACGAGGUGAAGAGCUUCCGUGUUCUCCAGGCGCAUCGAUGUGCACCACGCCUCUACUGUACCUUCAACAACGGCCUGUGUUAUGAGUUUCUCCAGGGCGUGGUACUGGAACCUGAACAUAUCCGUAGCCCUGCAUUCUUCAGGCACAUUGCAAGGCAGAUGGCGAAGUACCAUGCCAUACAUGCCCAUAACGGUUGGGUGCCCCAAUCAGACCUCUGGAUGAAGAUGAGCAAGUUCUUUUCUCUUGUUCCUUCCCACUUUAAUGACCCUGAAAAGGACCAGAGGUGGGAAAUAUGCUUGAGGCUGUACAGCGAGGUCCCCAGCACAACAUGCCUCAGAGAGGAGAUGAUCUGGCUUCAGAAGAGCCUCUCUAAACUGGGUUCCCCAGUUGUUCUCUGUCACAACGAUCUGCUCUGUAAGAACAUCAUCUGCAACCAACAGGAAGGAAAUGUCAAAUUCAUUGACUACGAAUACGCUGGUUACAAUUACCAAGCCUUUGACAUUGGGAAUCACUUCAAUGAAUUUGCAGGUCUGAAUGAGGUGGACUACAGCCAGUAUCCUGGUCGAGAACUCCAGCUGCAGUGGCUUAGGGCCUAUCUGGAGGCAUACAAAGAAUACAAAUCAUUGGGCACAGAUGUGUCAGAUACUGAAGUCGAGGUGCUCUAUGUGCAAGUCAACCGAUUCGCAUUGGCAUCACAUUUCUUCUGGGGACUGUGGGCUUUAAUCCAAGCGCAAUACUCAACCAUCGACUUUGACUUCCUGGGAUACGCAGUCCUUCGUUUCAGCCAGUACUUCAAGAUGAAGCCAGAAGUCACAUCGCUGCACCUUCCAGAAUAAUCUCUCAGGUUGCGGCUCGCGUUACCCUCUAGCGAAGAGCUCCCCCUGGUGGACAGAAGUACUAACUGGAAAGCUCUUCAAGUUUUUGUAGACUGGAAACUGCACGCACUUGUCUGAAUACUUUUAGAUAAGCUCCUGAACUCAUCUCUGAACUCAACACCUCAUCAAGUCAGUUUAGUGGGGUAGAAAACCAAGAACUUAAUCCCUCUCAGCAUCUAUCUGCUGGUUGAGAGAGGGUCAUCCCGUGCCCUAGUUGUAACGCACUUUCAGUCGAGUAAUAUUGCGAACCAGCAAACGGUUGACAUUUGCUACCACGCACAAUAACCUUGGCUCACUUUGGAACCAUUAAAUAUCCAUGUAUGUGAAAAGCCCUGGAGAAUUUCAAGUAACCCCCCCCCGAUAUUAUUUCCCCUGAACCUUCGACAAGAAAAAAAAUACUAUUUUUUUGACAAUAAGGUCCUCUGGGGUUGUUUUAGCAACCUAUUAAAAGGUAAUUCCUUCUUGUUUACACAACCUUUAAGGGGGAAGUCUGAGUACUGUAUAGCAAAGGUGGGUUUACUAUACGGAAAGGUCGCUGAUGCCGUGCGGUCGUCUGAACGCCGAGCUUCAGCCCUGUCUGUUUCUACGUGGGUCCUUUUGGUGAGAUGUGGAAAACGGGGACCAAUAGUAGCUUUGUCUCUGUUUCUGAAUGAAGAUUUUCCCCUCAUCCCGUCACUGUGAAUUUAUAGUUUCUCAUCAGUUUCCUCAGCGUGGUGCUUGGAGAAAGUAGUUGAUGAAAGUUCUGAUGGCCACACCAAAGUGCUGAUAUUUCUGGCUUGUACAUGUUGCACAGUGUAUUUUUCAACAUAUUAAAAAGUAGCACGUGAUAUUUACUGUUUAAAACAAGGUUUUUAUACUUAUUUAUAUUAAGCGAUAGUGAGCAGCUGCGAGUGUGUUUUUAUCGGAUGUAUUACGGAAAGGCCUUAAUGACUGUAUCGGCUACUAGACGCACUUAGCUGUCGCUUUUACUCGACUUGCGCCACAACAGCAUAGCUAAGCCCUCUUUGCACAAACUUGAGAACAAAAUCAGUCCUCGCUUGUAUUUCAGAUCGGCCUCUACAAGUUAGUACUUAAAGCAAAUAAAUGAUGUAAGCUUUAUUUAACACUUUAUUUUCCCCGUUAUGCAUAUUAUGAGUCGCUGUACUAAAACACUUCAUUCAUUCUGCAGUGAUUACAUGUAGCUCAUUAAUAUCGUUCAUCAGUACUUAUUUAAAGCAUAAAUUAAGGUGUUUUUAUGGCUUUGGCGCCCCCUGGCUGGCCUCACUUACCUCAUUUUCCAGUGUCACUUUUCCUACACGCAACCACAUAUAACACUGUACAUAUUAGAAACUGUGAAAUUCUGGCGUUUUAUUGUAUUUUGAAGUACGCUUCUUUUUCUAUGCCAGUUCUUUUGUAAGACUGUCAGUCUAACACCUCGAUUACGUUUUUGAACUGUCAUGGACCACACCGGAUGCUACGUUGUUAUUUUACUCUCGGUAAUAUAAAUGUAAUAUGCCCAGAAAAGAAUUUGCGUAUCACUUUUUGCAGUUAGCUGUUACUGAGAUAACAGAUGUCUUUGCACUCUAUACAACAGAAAGUGACGGGUAGUUCCAAACUUUCAGCCAAUCAAGUGCUUCGGGUGCACAUUUGAGUUAACCUUGUACAGAACUGCCUCAUGCAAGCGUCUUCUGUCGGUUUGGGUAUAGGUGUUUAUGCACAGCUGUAAACAAACUGUAAAAGAAAGAAACUUUGCUAAAACUAUGUCCAUUGUGAAUAACUAAACUAUGAUUAUCAUUUUUCUAAACUGUUAGGUAGAUUAAAUCUGGGGAUGAAAUCCUGAAGUGUUGCAUCUUAGAUUCUGUAUCAAAUUAUUUGAAUAGAAAUAAAAUUAUACAUAUUUUGCCUGUA